AUGAUCAACGGUGCUGCGCAUAGUGCACCGAAGGGGGCCGAAGCGCUUCCUUCAACAUACCACCCAGUGACGACCUCCUUAGAUUCCCUGCCGCAUCUCACGCCUCAAGUUAAGCUAUUCUUAGCGGCGCGCUGCUUCUUCGUGGCGCUCGGUCUACUCCUCGUAACUUUCCACUUCUUCAAGGACUCUGCCACAUGGCACUCGCCUAUUGAGUGGUUCGAUAUGAGUACAUUCAAUCAUGCUAAGUUAACGGCGGCAUUCCGCCCUUUCGGUGCUAAUAUCUCGGGGAGCGUUUACCAGGAAGGAUUUGCGGCUGUACCUUCUGAUUCCCCACCCGCUGUAUCCUUACCUGCUGAAUCCCCACCGGCCGUGCCCUUACCUGCUGAUUCCCCACCAGCUGUAUCCUUACCUGUUGAUUCCCCACCGGCUGUAUCCUUACCUGUUGAUUCCCCACCGGCUGUAUCCUUACCUGCUGAUUCCCCACCGGCUGUACCCUUACCUGCCGAAUCCCCACCGACUGUAUCCUUGCCUGCUGAAUCCCCGUCGGCUAAGCCCCCGCCUGAAGGGGAUGGCCCUCUCGUCGCUUUCGAUCGCGCUUUCGCCGCCCUGAUCUCCAAGCUGCGGCUGUGGCACAAGCUGCGGCUGUGGCAGCAGACGGAGUACACCAAGCUGCUCUUUAUUGACUCGGACCUGCUCCUCUUGAACAGCAUUGACUUUCUCUUCUCCUACCCCGAGAUCUCCGCCCGCGGAAACGACGGCACAGAUUUCAACUCAGGCGUGAUGGUCUUGGAGCCGUCGGAUUGCAUGUUUGACCUGCUGAUGGCAAAUCUAGAGCGAGUGCGAUCGGAGAAUGGAGGGGACCAGUUGAAAGGAGUGCGAUCGGCUAACGACUGGGACCAGCCAGGGCAGCAGGGCGCGCACAGGGCAGCAGGGCAGCAGGGCGCGCAGGGCGCAGCAGGGCUGCAGGGCGCGCGGGGCGCGCAGGGCAGCAGCAAGGGCUGUAGCGUCAGCAGCAGGGCAGUAGGGCGCACAGGGCUGCAGGGCAGCACAGGGCUGCAGAUCCCCUCCCCCCACCGCUGCACCCGCAGCAGGGGUGGAGGAGAAAAGGGGGGGGGGCUGAUGCUGCAACUCCCCUCCCCCCACUGCUGCUGCAGAUCCCCUCCCCCCACUGCUGCAACCGCAGCAGGGGUGGAGGAGAAAAAAAGGGGGGGGGGGCGGGGGGGGCUAUCCCCUCCCCCCCCACUGCUGCACCCGCAGCAGGGGGGAGGUAGGAGAAGGGGCGGUGCAGGAGCCGCUCGGGUGACAGCAGGUCCCCUCCCCCCCUCUGCUGCUCCCGCAGCAGGGGGAGGUAGGAGAAAGGUGGGGGACCUGGGGGGGGAGAGGGGGGAGGGGGGCGGGGGCGGAGCUGCGCGUGCGACUGAAGGGCACGUGGGCAGGAGGAACCCCCUCUUGCCACCCCCUCACCCACCAUGGCGCAACAGGGCACCGGGGCCGCGGUUAGGGGCGGCAGGUCGCGAGGGGCCAUGGCUAGGGGCGACGGGGCCGGGCGCUGGGCAGGUACGGGGCCGGGCGCUGGGCAGGAACGGGGCCGGGCGCUGGGCAGGUACGGGGCCAGGCGCUGAGCAGGGACUGGACCGGGCGCUGGGCAGGUACGUGGCCGGGCGCUGGGCAGGAAUGGGGCCAGGCGCUGGGCAGGGACUGGGCCGGGCGCUGGGCAGGUACGGGGCCAGGCGCUGGGCAGGUACUGGGCCGGUCGCUGGGCAGGUAUGGGGCCGGGCGCUGGGCAGGUACGGGGCCUGGCGCUGGGCAGGUACGGGGCCGGGCGCUGGGCGCGGAAUGGGGCCGGACGUGGGGCUAGGUACGGGGCCGGGCGCGGGCAAGAGACGGGGCCGGGCGCUGGGCGAAGGACGGGGCCAGGCGCGGGCUUGGUACGGGCCGGGCGCAGGCUAG
Messenger RNA from Closterium sp. Naga37s-1, 1950 nucleotides. NCBI's taxonomy places the organism in Eukaryota, Viridiplantae, Streptophyta, Zygnematophyceae, Desmidiales, Closteriaceae. The record is from the annotation of a GenBank genome assembly.